CGACCCCCACCCCACCCGACCCCGCCUCACCCACACCCCACCGCUUGGAAAUGCACCGGGGACCCGCCAAACCGGCAGGUGUUGUCUCUCCACUGUAUAAUUUUGUCCAUAGUCCCUCAGGGUUAACUGAUUCGCAGUUUUUGAUUCAAUAACUCAAAUUUGCGCCUCAGUUGAGGAAUUCCCCGAGUUUGGAGGGACACUCCGCGCAACGAGAGCGGGGGCGGUGGACGGCAACCUUCAGUCUGUCGGCUUUGCCUGAAAUUCAUCAGAGGACUUCGUUUCGGGGGACCUUGCAGGGUCAUGGGGGCAUUAAUGGAAAGUGGAUAGGCGGAGAGCAAAGGGGCUUGACACUCCAGCCUGUCUUUUUUGACUCUUUCCCUGAUAUUCUCCGGUGCAACGCCACCGACCUGCCAUCUAGAGCCGCCCGUAACCUCUCCAGUCUCGGGCGCGUCAGUCUGCGCCGAUGGAGCGGUUACUCCUUUGGUCAACUUGGAUGUCGUUUCUGGGCCCCUCAUCAAUAUUAGUCCACCUGUUUUGGUGAACAGAAGAGAAUAAAAAAGACUGGAAAGAAGGAAGGACAGAAAGACACGUGGGGUUUCCGAGGCGCACUGUCGGAUCCGGUUUUGAUGCGCGCAGGUGUCCAAUUCAUCGUCUCAUUUUUUCCUCUUUUCAAGCUACUACCUUACAGAGUUCUGCGCAAAACUAAAAAUGUUCAAGAGGAAGGCGUUCAGCCGAAGUGCUUUGAACACAGGAAUGCUCCUGGUCGGAUAUUGGCGCUGGGUUUAAGGGGGGGAAUCACUCGGAUAUCAUCCUCUCCAGCGGAGGCUUUGGCUCUGGAGUUACGGAGAGCAGCGGAGAAGAAUUUGAAAGUAGCUCUUAUAUUUACGGAUUAGCAGGAUUUUUCUUCUCCUGAAACACUGUGGACGCGCUCUUCUUUGAUGUCUGAAAAGACCGUUGCGUUGACAUGACGAGCGAGGAGGAGGAGGGCCCCAGCGUUGCAACAACACCGUCAGCGGCAACAAUCUCCAAGGUAGCAGCAGCAGCCAUAGCCAGGGGCAAUAGCAAUGAUGUCGUCACUUCCUCCUCCCCCCGCAGGCCCUCCCCGCACCGCCUCCCAUGUCCCAAGAAAAAGGAGGAGAAAGAGGAGGAAAUAGAGGAAGGGAUUAUUCACGAAGAGAGGAUUGAGAAGGAGGAGGAGGAGGAGGAGGAGGGGAUGGUGGUGUGUGAGGGGGAUGAUGAAGAAGAUAAUGAGGACGGCAGCAGUGAUACCAGUGUGUUGGUUGUGCCCUACCCUGAGCUGGCUCCUGUGGUCUUCUUCUGCCUCAAGCAGACAACGUGUCCUCGUAGCUGGUGCAUCCGCAUGGUCUCCAGCCCGUGGUUCGAACGUGUGAGUAUGAUGGUGAUCUUGUUGAACUGCGUCACCCUGGGAAUGUACCAGCCCUGCGAGAACAUCGACUGCUCUUCAGACCGAUGCCAAAUACUACAGGCUUUUGAUGCAUUCAUCUACAUCUUCUUUGCAAUGGAGAUGGUUAUAAAGAUGAUGGCCCUGGGAAUCUUUGGUCAGCGCUGUUACCUCGGGGACACUUGGAACCGACUGGAUUUCUUUAUCGUCAUGGCAGGGAUGAUUGAAUACUCGCUGGACCUGCAGAACGUCAACUUCACCGCCAUCAGAACAGUGAGGGUACUGCGGCCUCUCAAAGCAAUCAACAGGGUUCCAAGCAUGCGCAUCCUCGUGAACCUGCUGCUGGACACUCUGCCCAUGCUGGGCAACGUCCUCCUCCUCUGCUUCUUCGUCUUCUUCAUCUUUGGAAUCAUCGGCGUGCAGCUGUGGGCGGGGCUACUGAGGAACCGCUGCUACCCGGAGGACAACUUCACACUCACUACGGGUAUCAGUCUUCCUCGGCCCUACUACAUGGCUGACGAAGAUGACGAGCGCCCCUUCAUCUGCUCCCUGCCAGUCGACAACGGCAUCAUGUCCUGCACCGACGUGCCGGCCCGCCGCGAGGGAGGCAGGACGUGCUGCCUGGACAAAGACGACGCGCUGUACCGCCAGUCGUUGGGCCUGAGCCCCGAGCCUCUGGCCAAUGGCAGCGUCAGUGUAGCAGGGCUCUGUGUGAACUGGAACCAGUACUACACCAGGUGUCAUACCGGGUACAGCAACCCCCACAAAGGAGCCAUCAACUUUGACAACAUUGCCUUUGCCUGGAUUGUAAUCUUCCAGGUGAUCACUCUGGAAGGCUGGGUGGAGAUCAUGUACUAUGUGAUGGAUGCCCAUUCCUUCUACAACUUCAUCUACUUCAUUCUGCUGAUUAUUAUUGGUUCCUUCUUCAUGAUCAACCUGUGCCUCGUGGUCAUCGCCACCCAGUUCUCGGAGACGAAGCAGAGGGAGCACCAGCUGAUGCAGGAGCAGCGAGCGCGGUGCUCGUCCUCCUCCACCCUGGCCAGUGAACCGGGGGACUGCUAUGAGGCACUCUUUCAGCUGGUCUGCCACAUCCUCCGCAAGGCCAGGAGACAAACGGUCGCCCUCUUCAACACCCUGCGGGGCAAACCUCGCGGCUUUCGGGGCGUCGGAAGAGGUAGAGGAGGAGGAGAGGGAAGGGAGAGGAAGGCCAAUGGGAGGGGAGGACGUGAGAGGAAAGCAGUGAUGAGGCGUGGUCCACCCUGUCCCCAUCAUAAUAAGCCUGAGCACGCCUCAGCAAUGUCCCUCACCCCCGCCUCGGCCACCGACGGCUGCCCUCAGUGUGCCCUGUCACUCGCUGACGGCGUGGGACCAGCAUGCAGUGCAGUAAACGAUGAAGCGGAGGAGGAAGCUGUGGAGGAAACGGACGGGGAGGGGGUACACUCUGGUAGUGAGGAGAAGGGCAAGAAAGGCCAGGAGGGUGCAGGGAGACAUGGGGGCUGUACUCCUAAGAGCUGUAAGGAGCUGUGGCACGAUGUUAGGAUGAAGCUGUGGGGAAUCGUUGAGAGCAAGUACUUCAACCGAGGCAUCAUGAUCGCCAUCCUGAUCAACACCAUCAGCAUGGGCAUCGAGCACCACGAGCAGCCAGAAGAGCUCACGAAUGUUCUGGAAAUCUGCAACAUCGUCUUCACCAGUAUGUUCUCCCUGGAGAUGAUCCUCAAGCUCACUGCAUUUGGCUCCUUUAACUACCUGAGAAACCCCUACAACGUCUUUGAUGGAAUCAUCGUCAUCAUAAGUGUCUGUGAGAUUGUAGGACAGUCCGACGGCGGUUUGUCUGUGCUAAGGACGUUCAGACUGCUCAGGGUACUGAAGCUGGUAAGGUUCAUGCCAGCUUUGAGGAGACAGCUGGUGGUCCUCAUGAAGACCAUGGACAAUGUGGCCACCUUCUGCAUGCUGCUCAUGCUCUUCAUCUUCAUCUUUAGUAUUCUGGGAAUGCACAUCUUUGGCUGCAAGUUCAGUCUCAAGACCGAUACCGGUGACACAGUACCAGACAGGAAGAAUUUUGACUCGCUGCUCUGGGCCAUUGUCACUGUGUUUCAGAUACUGACCCAGGAGGACUGGAACGCUGUUUUGUACAACGGGAUGGCAGCCACUUCACCACUUGCUGCUCUUUACUUUGUGGCCCUCAUGACUUUUGGCAACUAUGUCCUCUUCAACCUGCUGGUAGCCAUCUUGGUUGAAGGCUUUCAGGCAGAGGGUGAUGCCAAUCGCUCUUAUUCUGAUGACGACCACUCCUCCUUUGACGAGAGCGAGAAGCACGACUCCAUAAAGUUGUCUGACUCAAGGAUCUGCACGCUGACACCCAACGGCCACCUGGAGCUGGGGGCCCUUUCGGGGCCCAGGGGAUCCAACUCCUCAGAGAGGCGGAGCUUCGCCAUUGAUUCUGGAAAGAGCAGCGUGAUGAGUCUGGGAAAGAGCAGCCUGGAGAGACGCUCCCUCUCUCUGCGUCAUGCUCGCAGUUCCAACUACCACAACUGGGGGCGCCCUUUGCUUCCGCAGUCGCAAUGGAGCCGCAGGUCUAGCUCAAACAGUCUGGGCCGGAGGAGCUACGGGUUUGGUGGGGCUCCUCUGGUAGGAGGCAGCCUCCGUGUGCACAGCACCCGCUCGCCCUACUCCUACACUUGUGCGGCCGAGCAGGAGUCCCUUCUCUCCCACCCACCCCAUUCACAUCAUAAUCUACCCCCUCAUCAUCCACCCCCACUGUUUCUGUCUAGACAUUUCGCUGCGAGGAGGGAUCGACGGGCUCUUUCCCUGGAGCUGCCGGAGCUACUUCGAGCGGGCGGACCGCCCCCGGGCCUUCCCCCUGCUCAGCCAGACCCCGGGAGGAGGAGUGGGUCCGGGGCAGGGGGAUCCAUCACUGGGGGGUCUGCCGCUGGCAGUGGUUUGGGAGUGUACCACCGGGAUUGUAAUGGCAAGGCAUGGGGUCCCCACACUAAGCUAAUGUCUGAGGUUUUCCCUCAAGUCAAUGCACGCAAGGACAGAACAGACCUCGAUGAAGAGACAGAUUAUAAUUUGUGUUUCCGUAUCCAGAAGAUGAUGGAGGUGUACAAGCCAGACUGGUGUGAAUCUAGAGAGGAGUGGUCCGUCUACUUGUUCUCCCCUCAGAACAAGUUCAGAGUGCUCUGCCAGUCAAUAAUCGCCCAUAAGCUCUUUGACUAUGUUGUCCUGGUCUUCAUCUUUCUCAACUGCAUCACAGUGGCUCUGGAGAGGCCAAAGAUAAUGCAAGGCAGCCUGGAAAGGCUGUUUCUCACCGUUUCCAACUACAUCUUCACUGCCAUCUUUGUUGCCGAGAUGACCGUCAAGGUGGUGUCUAUGGGUCUGUACCUGGGGGAGAAAGCCUAUCUGAGGAGCAGCUGGAACAUUCUCGAUGGUUUCCUGGUAUUCGUGUCUUUGAUUGACAUUGUGGUGUCGAUGGCUGGUGGGGCUAAGAUCUUGGGGGUUCUCCGUGUUCUCCGGUUGCUCAGGACACUACGCCCCCUCAGGGUGAUCAGCAGAGCUCCCGGACUGAAGCUGGUAGUCGAAACCCUCAUCACGUCCCUCAAGCCUAUCGGCAACAUUGUCCUCAUCUGCUGUGCCUUCUUCAUCAUCUUUGGUAUUCUUGGUGUUCAGCUCUUCAAAGGGAAGUUCUUCUACUGCGUGGGUUUCAAUGUGAAGAACAUCACUAACAAAUCCGACUGUCUAGCUGCCAACUAUCGAUGGGUUCACCACAAAUACAACUUUGACAACCUUGGACAGGCUCUAAUGUCCCUGUUUGUGCUGGCCUCAAAAGAUGGCUGGGUCAACAUCAUGUACCAUGGACUGGAUGCAGUGGGGAUCGACCAGCAGCCGUCGACCAACAACAAUCCGUGGAUGCUGCUGUACUUCAUCUCCUUCCUGUUGAUUGUCAGUUUCUUCGUCCUCAACAUGUUUGUGGGCGUUGUGGUAGAGAACUUCCACAAGUGUCGUCAGCACCAGGAGGUGGAGGAGGCCAAACGGCGGGAGGAGAAACGCCAGCGUCGCAUGGAGAAGAAGAGGAGAAAGGCCCAGAAGCUACCCUACUAUUCAUCAUACGGCAGAAUCCGGCUAGCUAUCCACAAUCUGUGUACCAGCCACUACCUGGACCUGGCCAUCACCUUUAUUAUCUGUAUCAAUGUCAUCACCAUGUCUCUGGAGCACUACAGCCAGCCACAGUCUCUGGAGACUACACUGAAGUACUGCAACUACUUCUUCACCUCCACGUUUGUGAUUGAGGCCUCUCUGAAGCUGGUAGCGUUUGGCUUUCGACGCUUCUUCAAGGACAGGUGGAACCAGUUGGACCUGGCAAUUGUGCUGCUGUCAGUAAUGGGCAUCACCCUGGAGGAGAUUGAGAUCAACGCCUCCCUUCCCAUCAACCCCACCAUCAUCAGGAUCAUGAGGGUACUCAGGAUAGCACGAGUGUUGAAGUUGUUGAAAAUGGCAACUGGGAUGAGAGCUCUGCUAGACACAGUGGUCCAGGCUCUGCCUCAGGUGGGGAACCUUGGUCUGCUCUUCAUGUUGCUGUUUUUCAUCUACGCAGCCCUGGGAGUGGAGCUGUUUGGAGAGCUGGUGUGUAACGCUGACUACCCCUGCGAAGGUAUGAGCCGACACGCCACCUUUGAAAACUUCGGCAUGGCCUUCCUCACACUCUUCCAGGUUUCCACCGGCGACAACUGGAACGGCAUCAUGAAGGACACACUGAGGGAGUGCCCGCCAGGUUAUCCGGCCACCGACUACGGCUGCCACGCCGGACUACAGUUCAUCUCCCCGAUGUAUUUUGUGUCCUUUGUGCUCACGGCUCAGUUUGUCCUGAUCAACGUGGUGGUGGCCGUGCUUAUGAAGCAUCUGGACGACUCCAAUAAAGAGGCGCAGGAGGACGCUGAGAUGGACGCCGAGCUGGAGCUAGAGCUGGCUCAAGGAGGUCUCUGUUGCAUGAUGGGGGGCAUUGGUGCCAUCGCCGGGGCCACUGGGGCCGCAGCCAGCGGCUCGGGCGUGGGUGGAGGAGGGUUUGCUGCAAUCACAGCGGGGACAGUCAGCGUUCCAAGCGGCGGGGUGAUGGUGCCGCUACGAGAUGGAGGAGGAGGAGAAGGCAUCGCGGGUCAUGAGGGACACACACACCAUCGAUGUCGUCUCUACUCUCCUGCUCAGGAGAGCCGGUGGCUGGACAGUGUGUCUCUGCUGAUUAAGGACUCGUUAGAAGGGGACAUGAUUGACAACCUCUCCGGGUCAGUUUUCCACCACUACUGCUCUCCUCCUGUCUGCAAGGACUGUAGGGGCCAUCCACAAGAGAUACAACUGGCCGAGGUGGAGCAGGCAUCUCUGAUGUCAGAGCAGCUGUCAGACAAGUCCUCGUCUCCGGCGCUCCCUGAUGACCUCAGCCUGGACGAACACAGCAGCUACCAGCUGCUCGUCAGAGAUGCCAAGAGAGGAAGCGGUGACUCCCAUAGUUCGGAGGAGUUGCCCACCCAGGGGGGCUACAGGGGGCUCCGUCCCCCUAGCUCAGGAAGCGAGUGUCGGGUCCAGGAGUUGAUUGAGUUGAAUAGUUUGUCGCUGGAGCAGCAAAUCCAGGCACAUUGCUCAGACGAAGAUAGAGGAAGUUGUAGUGGAGGUGGCGGCAGUUCCUCACCCGUAUUCCACCUUCCGGUAGAUUUCUUCCACCCAGCUGCUGCGGCCAGUCCUGGGAACGGUGUCAGCCCUGUAGACAGAGGGCUGUCCAGGUUGCCCUCCCCAGCCUCCUGGGCCUCUCUUCGCUCACCCGGAGCAAACAGCAGGCCCCUGAGCUUUCAGCACCCGUCCCACAGUGACUCCUCCCUGGCCACAGGCAGUUCAGAGGGCAGCCUGCAGACCACUCUAGAGGAAGGGCUCAGCUUCAGUGUGUCCCCAUCUCGAGAUCUGGAACUUCCCAGCCACCCCUCACACCCCCGGGCACCGGCCACAGGAGACCAGGGGCGGCCUUUACUAAAGAGACGCAGUACUACUUUUACCCUUCAAGCCACCAGGGGGCAUCAGAGAAGCCAGAGCAGCAGCUGCGGCGGCGGCAGCACCAGUUCCGGCUGCCCCCGGCAGGACUCCAUGGACCCUUCGGAUGAGGACGUGGGCACGGGGACGGUUGGGGACGGCUGCCGCCAGACCCUGAGCAGCGAGCCCUUGUUAGAAACAUUAAACAGCGUCUCGCUGACGUCGCUGCUCACCCCAGCCUCACUGGCACCCCCGCCGGUGAAGAAAUGCAACAGCACAGGCUCCUUGGACCAAACCAGUUUAUCUGCCCGGAGUAAAGACAGCCGCCACCUCUGCGGCAUUGAUGCCCAUGGUUACUUGUCCAACCCCUGGAUGGAGGGAACGGCGAGUGGCGGGGAGGAGGACGGUGAUAUCACAGGCUUCAGCAACCGGCCCACAGACACGAGUUCCAGGAAAAAUAGAUGAAACACUUGUUCCCUCUCUUGUAGUGGAGCUCAUAAAUCAUUUGCAUUUCUGGAACCUUGAACAGAACAGAACAGGAAAAGACUGAACACAUGACCUGUGAACCCUGAUUCUGAAAUGUUCUCAUGUCCUUGAGUCGUCUGUUCUCUCUCUCUUUCCCCCUCGGAUCUGGCUGCUCGGGAUCAGUCUUUACUCAAAAGUACACAGUUGCUUCUGAGUUUUGACAUCCUCUCUUUUCCGCGGGAUAUGCGUUCGCUUUUUGAAAGUACUUUAACGAUAGUGACAAGGGGCUUAGCCUUUUAACAUAGCCAGGAUUCAGCCCUGAAAGAUGUGACAGUCCUGGGCUUUACAUGUGAGCCAUGGUGAAAUCCAGAAUAUUUGGAAGGUCAUUAAAGAGACAGGCUUGUUGACAUGUAAUGAUAUUUAUAUGAAAACUUUAAUUUAAAAAAAAAAUGCUUGCCCUCAACUUUGUUCAGAUUGCAACAUUGGACAAAUGGCAAACACUGCAGCUUCUUUUGAGGAAGAACUGACCUUUGUACAGUUUGUUUUGUAAUAACAAUUGCUAACAGUAGCAUCGACCAACCUUUUUUCCUCUUUAGCAAAUUCAGUGGGUAACAGAGAAUUGAAAGGUUGUAUUUGUUUUUUUGUUCUGUGUUCUUUUUCAACUUCAAUGUAUUGAAGUUGUGUGAAUGUAGACAUGUCUGUCUCCGUUUGUGAGGGAGAGGGAGACCAGGGCAGGCAAAGGAGCCUGGCUAGUCUGAAAAUUGACAAAGGGCCUCUUUGAAUAGACGGCUGGAUCUGUGACUGCUGCUGAGAAUACAUGUGGGUUGUCAGUGGAAGCGUUAUACUGCCACUUUAAAGUGGACUUUGGGCUUUCUACAAACCCAUGAAAGGGCUAAAUGUAUUGAGUGCAGACCUGGGCCAAAACAUAUUGGAAAAUAAUCUUCAUUAUAAUAUAUAUAAAAGACAGAUGUGUCACUAAAAUUAACAUUGACUUGUAAAACUAUUGGGCGGAUUUCUCAGAAAACAUUUUAAAUUUCCUCAAAUAUGUAUUAUUAUCUAUAUAUUGUAUUACAGAUUAAAACAAAAUGAUAUGAAAUUAGGUAAUGAUACCCACCAGAUGAGCAGACUUUCUCAGCCCCUGCGACUGCUUUGUCUGUGUUAAAUGUGCAGUAGUGAUUCCUGCAGGUCAGAAAUAUAUUUUACAAGGCAAGGGAUGAAAAAGUAAUUCUAAAAACAAUAAUAUAUAUUAAUAUAACAAUAAUAUGAAUGGUAUGGGCUUUACAACAGUAGGAGACCGUUUGAUGUCAUCCGACUUGUCCCUCACACACCAACAGUGUCUACACUCAGUGGUUGAAUGGGACCAGUGUCAGCGAGCUCCGAGGUCUCCAAAGCACAACUCAGCGGCAGAUGUUAGAAGGUACUGAAGUUUAGUGUACAAAGUACAAUCUCAAGCAAAAGUUAUUAAAAAACAAGAGGCAAAAGACUUGAAGACUCAGAAGUACUCAGACAACUCCUCACCUUUUAGAAACUGGAAACAAUCAAAACAGUUCUUUUUUUUAAAGGUUUAAUAAUUUUACCUCUACCUGUAUAUUGUUUGGUUGUUUAACUUAUGACAAACAUCAGAUUUUUUAAACCGCAUAUGUUUUGUGUGCAGAAAUCUUAUUGUGGAAAGAAACUGACCUGAAGCUGGCCAAUCAACUAGCCCGACAUACUUUUUUUACUGGCCCGGCCCAUCGGGUCAUGGCUUUUGUCAAGCCCUCUCAAUUCCCUUGUUCAUUCACGGUCCUAAAGCUUAAUUUAUUGGGAACACGUUACUUGAAGGUAUCUUCAUAACAG
This is a messenger RNA of Etheostoma cragini (Arkansas darter), 9712 nucleotides long. RefSeq names its product voltage-dependent T-type calcium channel subunit alpha-1I-like. The record is from RefSeq and is a predicted model, not a curated record. Bases 965 to 7876 code for a protein of 2303 amino acids. Lineage: Eukaryota; Metazoa; Chordata; Actinopteri; Perciformes; Percidae. Gene Ontology annotation, molecular function: low voltage-gated calcium channel activity; voltage-gated sodium channel activity. The transcript is spliced from 38 exons. Gene Ontology annotation, biological process: neuronal action potential; calcium ion transmembrane transport; calcium ion import. Gene Ontology annotation, cellular component: neuron projection; voltage-gated calcium channel complex; plasma membrane.